Prunus armeniaca (apricot) is the source of this 330-nucleotide messenger RNA. Lineage: Eukaryota; Viridiplantae; Streptophyta; Magnoliopsida; Rosales; Rosaceae. The record is from the annotation of a GenBank genome assembly.
AUGCAAACGGGGCUAGGAACUGAAAAAUACAGCUGGGCUUGGAGUUUGUUACUGCCGGGAAAGCUGGAGGAAAUCUUGGAAAAUCUCGGCCGCAUUUUCGAAUGGGAAUUGCAGCCGAAAUCUUGGAGUUUUCAUGGCCGGGCUGCGCUGGAAGUUGCGGCUGGGUUUUUGUUCGAAUGGGGCAGAAACUGGAAUGUUGCGGUCAGAUUUGCUGGGCCAUGCUCGAAUGUGGCUGGAGGCUUGAAAGUGGAUGAGUUAGUGAAACUUGGCAGUCAAUAUUUAAAUUUCUUUGCGGCUGGGGCCUUUGUUGGUCUCCAAAAUUGGGGCUGA